Pichia kudriavzevii is the source of this 8748-nucleotide messenger RNA. RefSeq lists its product as uncharacterized. The record is from RefSeq and is a predicted model, not a curated record. The transcript has a single exon. Bases 1 to 8748 code for a protein of 2915 amino acids. NCBI's taxonomy places the organism in Eukaryota, Fungi, Ascomycota, Pichiomycetes, Pichiales, Pichiaceae. Gene Ontology annotation, biological process: regulation of GTPase activity.
AUGUCGCUGAGAGGUAAGGACACUAAGCUCAGCGGUUCUAGUACAUCCCCAAACUUCACGAGAACUUCCCAUCAUAAUACAACACAUCAGCAAACAUCUUUCGAAUCUACAACUACUUCCAUGAGACAUCGUGAUCUCACGCAAGUACCCACGGAAUGUUUGCCAAUCAAGAACCUGUUUGUUUCCAUCCUGUUCAAGAGGUUGGAUUCAAUUUUACCUUACAAGUCAGGCUUUUCAAUUGCUCAGGUUUUGGCUGAUCCCUAUUAUAUCCAAUUGAAAUCGCAUAUACUCAAAUUAAUCUCUCAACAGCGCCUCAUCAAUGAUAUAAUUUCUGCUGUUUACAACUCUCUAGUGAAGGUCCUGCAUCGGCACAAGAAAUCAAGUUUAUACAACCAAAGUACCGAUAUAUUGAACUCAAUCUAUAUCCUGAUUUUCCUAUUAUCGAGCUCUUUGAAUGCCAUGAAAUCCAAGAAAUACUCGAACCAUCCUAAUUUGCGGUUGUUCCAAGUAGCAGAAUUGACUAGUACUUCCCAACUACUCUAUUCUUCGAACAUUUUGGCACCCCCAGAUAUUGUCUUGGAUGAUGAAAUAAGCACAAAGCUAUUGAGAUUAUUGUUGGGUCUGGAGAAUGACUCGGCUUGCUUGUCUACCUUGUAUGAAAUUACUUUACCAGUAGAAUCAAGCUUAAAAUCUUCGAAUUUGACUCAGCCAAUCUCGGAUGCUUUGACGUCAAAUUAUAAUUUUAACUCGAUGUCCUUCAACGAAACCGCAAUAUUAUCAAAUUCAAGUCAGUCUAAUCAAUCAUCAGCUUCGAGCCAUUCGUCCUCUUCGAUUAUGUCAAAUUCAACAUCUAAUACUUCAUCAAGCUCUACACCCAUUUCUACCUUACUUGAUAAUCCAGUCUACCAAUCGACAGUGCUUAAUGAUCAUAGAGAAGUUAGGAGUAUAUUGGAAGAAAAAUCAAAAUUGGCUAAAUUUGGCCUAAUAAAUUUGAUUGAUCAGGCUAUAUCCUCUGUUUUGUUCUAUAUAUCUGCCUCUAAUCCAUCAAGAUAUUUAGACUUCCAGAAGGCCAUUUUUAAGAGAAUCAACGUUGAAAGCUUAUAUAUAAAAGGUUCUCACAUGAUUCAAUACACCUUUCUAUCGGUUAAAACCUUUAACCCUAAUUUACAGUUUAUCAGGGACAUACUAAAUAGUACUAGGAGAGAUUCUCAAAGGAGCUUAAUACUUCGUUUUUUUGCAGAGUCUAUCCUAAGUUGGGCAUUAUAUCGAACAGAUGAUUUUUUGCAAGUGUUUGACCAUCCCAACACUUGCAAAAAUGCCGAAAGUCUAUUUGAUAUUAUUCAUAAACAGAUUGAAAUAAGAUACUCACCUCGAGUCUACUAUUGCAUUUUGGGCUGUUUAAUGCUUUUUCAGUCAAAAACUAUAUCUAGGUUCAUCGAGUCCAAGUCGAACAAAUCUACUACGCAAGCUUUGAAAAGGUCGAUUUCACAUGUCACCAAACUGAACUCAAGCAAGCAAAAAUUCUUGAAUGACUUCUCUCAGUUGGUCACAAAGUCUCCAGAAAACGCAAGGCCUUUUAUACAUUUCCUACUUGUUGGAUUUUCAGUGGGACAACAUGAUAAAGAACAUCCCUUAUAUAAAUUUGUUGUGUUCAUGAGAGAACCAAUGACCAAGUUUUUAAGUCUAUAUGAUCAGGAACAUUCACAAAACAAACUUCCUCAACUUGCCUCUUUGUCUCCUCAUUCAACCUUUUCAUCAUUACCGAAAUUGACCACAUUUAAUUCCUCGACUUCAACUUCUAGUACAAACACAAAUUCAAACCUGAAGGAUGACCAUUCUAUGCAGCGUGGACAUUCAGGUCGACAAGAUCAGCAGAUCGAACAUUGUUUUGAUAGGUCGAGCGAUAUUGAUUUCAAGUCGAAAAUUGUUCAUGAACUACAAGUAGGGGUUUGUAGCAUCUAUGCGACUAUCAAUACCACUCAAUUGAAGUCAUCAAUCUCGGCAAUUUUUAGUUCAAAUGGUUAUGCAAUGAAUCUGCUGUCAUUAUAUACAGGUUCUUUUCGUUUGUUGAUUAUCUUGCCCUCGUUAAAUAAAAAAAUUUUAUGGCUACUACAAAACCUUUCUUGUUUAUCAAUAAAGGUUCUAACCUUGUUGGCUGAUAGAUCCCUGGAAAUUUAUCUGAACGUAUUGGAUAUGGAUCCUUCUCAACAAGAUACACCACCAACUUCUUACAGAAUGACACCAACUUCUUCUUCCAUUUCAUCAUUAUCGGAAGUAAAUAGACGUUCUUCAGAUGCCAGUAAAUCUUCGUCUUUUGCAAUGCCAUCUUCGAAUCUUGCCUCCCCAACAACUAAUAUAGGUAGAUUGAAGUCUCCCAUCUCAAUUAAUAGAAGUUCAAAAAAUAGCUCUCCUAUUUCAGCCUCUCCGCAGUAUUACAAAAAACAAGGUCUAUCUUUAACUUGUGUUGAUAAUGACGAAAGCUCUAUCGACUCUAACGAGGAUGACUUUGACUACACAUCUUUUCACCAUAAGGACUCCUUAAUGGAUGAGCUCAAUUUUAAGGAACCUAUAGAUUUCACAUCUUUAGCUAAGAAUAUAUCCAUGUGCGAUCCAAGGAUUAUUAAGGAAAAUCUUAUAAACUUACUAGUGACCCAUGCUUUUUGUCCUGCGAUUUGCUAUCCUGAGGUUAAUACUAGUUCAAAUAGCAAUGGCUUAAUAGAUUUUUACGCAUUUGAGAGAACAUUUAAGAAGUUCAUAGAUAGAAUUGCUAGGUUGCUUUUGUUUGAGGAUAAAGAGAUAUUAAUGGCGACUGAGAUGUUCUUAUUAAGUUUCUGUGAUACUGUGAGCAGUAAUAAUGCAUUGACGGUAUUCACCUCUUAUAUCGGGACUUCAGUUUUGGUUGACGCGGUAUCUGCCAUUGGAUUAUCUCCAGAAAUUACAAAUGAAAAAAGGAAUAGAAUUAUCAAACUCAUUUUGAAGCUACUUGAACAAAGAUACGAAAAUGCAAAUUUAAAGUUGAUGUACGACCAUAGGCACAUGAUUGAUACCGUACAUAAAACACAAUCAUGUCGGAGAAUAAUUAAAAAUUUUGAAAGAAUUGUGUUUGUCGGUUUAUUCUCGAGUAAUAUUGAAACCAUCAGAUGCUCGAAAAGAGUACUUCAGUUUUACAUUUUUGUCAUCACCAAUCCUCAUCACCUUCCCUAUUGUUUUGAUAAAUCCAACCUUGAACUUGCACAGAAUAUUUUAAGUGAUAAGAUGACUUUUGGAAUAGUUUCAAUUAGAAAGAAAAUUAGAGAUCAUUUAAGUCACAUAAAAAAACCUACAGAUGUAUUUCUUGACGUAUGGAUUUUGAUGUACAAAAAAAUAUCGUCAGUUUACCAUUACGAUGAUGUGCCUCCUAUUGAUGGAUCCAUUGAAACUAUUGAUAAUUACUUCAGUAAUCUUCCUUUGAAUGAAGACAUGGAAAUUUACAGCGAAUACAUGGUUUCACUAGGUGGUAUAAUUAUGGCUAAAUGUUUUGAGAAUGAUGUACGUCAACCAAGUUUAAGAAGGAAGUUGGAGACCUUUAUUACCAAUAAAUUUCUUGGCUUAUUCUGUAAAGAAGUGAAGAAGAGAGAAAGUUCAAAAGAAAUUCUAAGUGUCUCUGUUCACCCUUUCUUAUGUGAGAUAAUGCUGAAAAAUAUCGAAUUAAUGCUACCAAGAUUUGAACUGUAUUUAAAGACAGGACAAUAUAAUAUUUGCGAGCUUUUUAUUAGCGUUGUCAAGUCCAUUUGUCAGGCUGAGGGUGACAGUUUGUUUCCCUACGCUGUCAGUUUGUGGGAAUGCAACUUUAAAUUACUUGAGAUGUUCAACAUCAGUAACAAUACUCCAGAAUUCCUAAGAUUGAAGAUAAAGUUCUGCAAAUUACAAGUCCUUUUUUUAAGUAAGCUAGAAGAUUUAUCCCUGAACGGUUCAAUUCUAGGAAAAAAUCAUUAUGCUAGAAUUGCGGCUAAUUAUCUCGAAAGUUCAUUUGAUAAUGAAGGAAGUAAAACUAAAACUAAAGUUUUGACUUUCAGUAUUCCAAAAACAUCAACAGUGAAAUCACAAAAGAAGAUGUCAAGUAAAAUGAAAGAAUUUAAGGAGACUGAAUUGAGUGAUUUGCAAAUGGACUUGAGAAUUGAGUCAUCAACAAUGUUGAAAUUGAUUUUUUACAGGCUACCAUUGGACUCUAUGAGUCACAACUAUGCCGGUUCGGAAGAUGAUAUGAGUGCUGCGAAUGUGGUGUUUUCUAAUUACUUCAAUCUUUUCGUUCGAUUGCUAGAAAAAACUGAUGGUCUCAAGAAAGAGAGCAGUGUUUAUGCAGCCACAAAUCAUAGAUCUGCUCUGAUCAACAAAGAAGUCAUACAAGCAUUAAUCAAUUUACUAAAUGCCAAUUUUGAUAUUGGUUUGAAAUAUUCUUUACCAUUGGGUAACCAUGCUAAUGAAUUGAUCAGAAUUUCCUUUAUUGAUGUCUUCUCUAAUAUUAUUAAAGUUGUUUAUGAAAAUUCUAAAGCUAUAGUUAAUAUCACUGAAUACUAUAAAGAGGGGGUUGAACUACUAACAUCGGAUACUGAUCUUUUCUUGGCUGCCUCUGUGAACUGUCCAAAAUCUGACCUUGAGCUAUUUGCUACAUCUAUUUUACAGCUACAAAUACCUGAAAAGAAGAGAAUGGAACUUUACAUAGCCUUGAUAAACUACGACAUUUUACACACCUACGAUAAGAACGAAAUUCUAAGAUCAAAUACUGUUGCAACUAGGGUAACUGCUUUGUAUUCGUAUGAUGAAGCUGUUGAAUACUUGAUUGGAAUAUUUAGACCAAUAUUCCAAGAUAUGCUCAACAAUGAAAAUUACUUUGAAGUUGAAAAGGUUGAACAUCAGAAUGAAGAAGAGAAGGAAAAAAAUUUGGCCAUCUUUUUUGAGUACCUAAACCGCAUUUCAUGUGCAAUAUAUAACUCAAUUGACAAUAUGCCAAUUGGUAUUAGAUUAAUAGCACGGACAAUAUAUGACACUAGUCGUCGGGUUAUGCCAGGAAUUGAAUAUACUCCGCUCAAUGCUUACUUGUUUUUAAGGUUAAUCAAUCCCACUAUUGUUUCACCAGAAAGGUUAGGUAUUGUUGACUCCGUUAACCCUCCAUUUAAGAGGUCUUUGAUUCAGUUGGCCCGUGUCUGUCAAUCACUCGUCAAUGAAGCACCUAUAAGGUUACCUAUUGUGGAAGACAAAGAGGAAGAGCUUGCUGCAGUAAGGGGAAAACUUUUCGCUUAUAUGAGAGAAAUAGUUGAUUUUGAGUUUGAGAAAGCAUUCAACAAGUUGGACGAUUCUAUAACUGAAGACCCUGAAUCGCUUUUGGAUAACUCUACUAAGGAAAAUUCUCUCUAUUAUUUGCAUUCCUUUUUUUAUGAUCACAACUUGAGUAUCAGGAAAACUUAUUGCAAUAUAUCUUUUGGUUAUACGACCAUGGAUAAGAAGAUUGAGCAUUCUAGAUGGGCUGACAGAAUUUUGAGUAAACUCAAAAUACCAAGAAGGUUGAAAGAGUAUCAAAUCCCUGAAAGCGUGAAGAAUGAUAAAUCUCCUAAAGGAAUUCUACUCUACGAUUUUAUGACGAGAACAGCUUUGGCUUCUGAAGAUUUCUCCUUUAUUAAAGUUCUGAUAACCAAGGAUGGGUUACCAAUGAUUUGCAUCAGUACGUUAGAACUCGACCCAGAUUUUUCCGUUACAACUUAUACGUAUGGUUUCUUGCAAACUGUCACAAAAUUCUGGGAGUCUCCUUUCUGUUGCCUUGUUGAUCUUACUUCAUUCUCCGACUUUACUUUAUUUGAAAAAGUCAGAAAUAUGGCUAUAUCUAUGUUGCCUUCACAUUUCGCAUCUAACUGCAAGCGAACAUAUUUACUCAAUAUGUCUUCUUCCUUUUUCCUAGAGUUUAAGAAGAUUGCUUUCAACUUUGAGGAAGACAUUGCAACAGAUUUUGUAUUCAUGACUACCAAUGAUGAUCUAAAGACAAUGAAUAAAAAUAAUCUUGUGGGAUAUGUAAAUCCAGUCUCACACGAUAGUAGGGUUUCUUUUCAUGAUGUCAGUAUUUACCAAGAGUCAAGCAAUCGAUUCAUACCUGUGAAAUUGAAAAUAGGUGAUCAAUUUUUACAAAUUAGUUCUGCUUUGCCUCAAAGAAUCAAGAUACUGAACAAGAUGCAUGUCGUGAAUUUGGUUGAUUGUUACAAAUUAAGUGAUUUAAGCGAUAUCAACUCUAGCUCUUAUACUGGUGUUGCCAAUGAAAUAUCCUUUAUGAAUAUCAAAACUAAUACUAGAAUCAUUUUAACUUCUGUUAAAAAAAUCGAAAUCAUGCGAACUCUUUACUUUUCAAGAGCAAGGCUAAAUAACAAUGUUUAUGUUGAAGAUGAUCACAGCGAUUCUUCUAAUCCUAAGUUUAUAGUCGGCCAACUUUUAAAUACCGCAUUUUGCGGUCUUACUUCUGAAGCCGACGAAAUCAGAAAGUCAUCAUAUGCACUUCUGGCUUCAAUUAAACAGUCUGCAAAUUUGAAGACCGAGUUAUCAAUUGAAAGUAUUGAUGGAGUUAUAUUUCCUUAUGGUAACAAUGACUAUAUUAUACAGAUAUCUGCAAACAUUGCAAGGAAUCAUCCAGACUUGACAUAUGCUUUUAUUCAUGGAUUCUUCAAUGGUUUUACCAAAAUGUCCGACGAAGAGAAAAAAAUGAUGGUUUUAUGCGUUUCCCCUUGGGUCAAAAAUAUCUAUCGAUACGUUUAUCAUUCCGAUUCAUUAAUGGGUCCGACUAGAACUCGUGAAAUCAUAAGAAAAUAUGUUCUUGCCAGUAGAGAAAAUAUUAAUCAUAAAAUAUUUUCUUUAUUCAUUUGGCCCCAACUUUCAUUGGAAGACGGUUUAAUCGACAUCAUUAUUGAUGAAAUUGUUACAGCCUCGAUUGACUAUGAAGCAGAAGGAAACGAUUGGAAUCAAAUCACGAAAUACUGGCCAUUGAAGUCAUCAAUUGAAAUAUGUAGUGUUAUAAUUAGCAGAUUAAAGGAAAAGUCUUAUAAUUUGCCAUUAAAGGAAACUGAAAUUGAAGCUCAUACUAGAUGGAUUGAAACAACCGUUUUGGCCAAGUUCCUGUCAUACUUGAUUUUCGAUUCAUUAUUAUUUGUUGACCGUUACAUCGGAGACAUUUUCUAUAUUGUCACCAUCUAUAUGGAUUAUGGACCAUUAGAAUUUCGGAGGUCAUUAUUACACCUAUUAACGAGAACGUUCCAUUCCUACCUAUCAAAGCCACAUUUGAAAGCAGAACAACACCAACUAAUCAGAAAUCAAAUUGAAUUACUAAAUGGAGCAAGGUUCCGGAUGCUUUUUGGUUUGACCAGACAGGACGGCGAGAAUUUCUUGACUCCCAACCUUAUUGCUUCAGAGAUUAGUACUAAAGCCAUUGCUGUAUCUACGCUCUGCAACUUGCUAACCAAAUUCUUGGAAUAUGAUUUAGACCAGGAUGAAUAUGCGUUACAAAUGGUUAAAUGGAACUCAAGUGUCAGCAAGAUUGCGUUCAACAAUAAUUCACAACUUCAACCUCGGGGUAUAUUGGUGUUAGGUUCUUUAACAAAACAAGGAGUUUCAAGCAGAUUAAUUUUGAAGUUUGUUGAAUUAGUUCAGCAUGUUGUCAGAAAUUAUGCCAGAGAUAAUUCCAAUAGAAACCCACCUGAUUAUAACAUGAUAGUAUGUACAAUGCAUGCCUUUGGCAAAUGUAUUGACGGGAUAAAUAGUAAAUCUAGCUUUCAUCCAUUGAUGUUUUGGGGAAACUUGACAACUGCAUUGAGUGAGAAUGUUAAUACGUUCAUAUAUAGUAUUAGCUUCAUAAGGCUAACUUUCAUGAAGAUAUACGAAUACCUUAAAGAGACAGAUAUUUCAUUGGUUGAUUAUUUGCUUCAAUACAAAAAUGAACAUUUUAACACUGUUGAAGAAGCACAUGGAUUCUCUCUAACAAGAGAAACUUUUGACAUCAUUUUAGUCUCCUUGUGUUGCAAGGGCUUAGAAUCACCAAUUUCAUAUGACAAGUCUGUAACGGCUCUCAAAUCAUUGCUAGAAAUUAGAUAUGCUGAACAUAUUAGGUUUUCAACUGACAUCUACAAUGAUUAUAUGUGCUACAUGUUCUUCAUAUAUCUAACCGCAAAUUCAGAUGAAGAGCUGAUCUCAAGUAUUGAACAAUGUGGGUUGAAAGACCUUGAAUAUAUUGACGGAGGUAUCUGCAAGAUUCCCAAAUGUUUGGUUGAUUGGUUUGUUCAGCCAACACUAAAUGUUUAUUCAACCAGUCUAGGUACAACUAAUUACUAUAUGAAUCAAAAACUCGAUGAGCUUGCAUCGAAUAGGGUUAUUGCAUUUAUUCUUGAAGUUUACAAGUUUGAUCCAAAGACCAUAUUGAGACUAUAUAAACAUAUCAAAAAGAUUUUGGAGAAAUUUGUGGAAUCUUCUGGUGCUCCAAGUAUACUUGAAAAGGUAUUAGACGUCAUUAUUGACGUGAUAAAUAUCGAAGGAUACGAAUGUUAUGAAACCUUUGAUACGGAAUGGGUGGAAAAGAUGAGACAACACAAUAUCAACGGAAUUUCUGAAUUCAUAUUGCUGCGUGAUAACUUGCCAGAAAACGAAAAAGUAUACGAAAGAAGGGCAAAACGAUUGGACAUGUAUGAUAUGCAGUUGCAAAUCAUUGAACAAUCAUAUAAGGAGAAAUUUGAAGAACUUUGA